AUGAUUAGAUUCAAAGUCUUAAUUCUGUCUUUAAUGUGGCUUCAACCCUAUGAAACAUACAAAUUGCAAAAAAGAUCUCAAAAGCUUUGGCUAGAUUUAAAGUUUUAUCACAAAAUUCUGCCAGCAUACACUGAUUUUAAAAUUAAUUGGAUAAAUCUUUUGCACAAGUUAAAAAGAAAUAUGAAGAUUUUUUAAAAUAAUUGGACAAAAUGAAAAUACAAUUAUCAAAGAUAUUUCAAUAUAUCUAAGUUAAUAGGAUUAUUAAUAAAUUAAACAAUUUAUAAGUGAUUAAGAAGUGGUAUUAGUAUUUCAAUAAUCAACAGGGGAUCAGGAAGUAGAAUUAAAUUGGUAUUUUUAUAUUAGUAAUAUUCUUAGAAACGAAAUUUUAAUCAUUUAUAUCUAUUUAAUUAUUAUAAUUAAUUUGAAAAUAAACGCUUGAGUCUUUAGACUUAAAUAAAGCAUAAUAAUAGACUCAAGGUCUUUAAAUAGAUGAUUUAACCAUACUCUAGUAAGGUAUUUAAUUUUUUUUAAUUCUAUUAAGAAUAUAAUUAAACCUCUAAAGAUGAAAAUUAAUUAUGCUUAAUGAGUAGAAAUGUCAGUAGGCUAAUGAAUUAAUAAAUUAAAAUAUAACAUAAUUGGAUUAAUAUUUAUUUGCAACAUUCUUUUAAAAUACUUCUAAAAUACUUGAUAUAAUUUAGGUAUAUCUUUAUAAUUAGACUAUUCAAUUUUUAUAAUAGAAAUGAAUUAAUAUAAAGAUUUAUCUGAUUAUUCAGAUCUAGAACUUAAAAGAAAUCCAUAAAAUGCAUUCAUAUUAAUUGCAAAAAGGUAAUGAAAUUAAAUAACUUCAAAAGGUUCUACAUUAAUAUGAGUUGGGAUAUGUAAUGUACUUUAAAUGAGGAGAAAAAAUAUCACUUAGCAAUUGAAAAUGUGAAAAGUUUUUGAAAGAAGAGCCUUAGCAUCUUCAUGAUUUCUAUAGAAAAUUUAUUUAUGCAUUUUUAAAGUAUGUUUUUCUUUAUAAUAGAUAUAUCAAUUUAAUUAUUAUAUAUGAUUUGAACGAAAAUGAGUUAGCUAUUUCGUGCAUUGAUAAAGCUCUUUAGAGUAAUUCAAAUUAUAUUAUAGGUUAGAAUAGCAAAAAAUUACUUGGAUUUUUAUAAAUAGGUGUUUCUUUACAAUAGAGCAAAGUUGAUUACGAAAAAGCAAUCUAAUUAGAGCCAAAUCACAGAAAUACCUCUAUGAAUAAGGGUUUAAAUUUUUUGUAUUACAAUAGGUAAUUCUUUUCUAUUUAGCAAGUUGAUUAAAAUGAAAAUAUCAGAUCUUAAAAAAACAUAAUGAUGCAAUUGUUUGCUACGAUAAAGCAAUCUAAAUAGAUCAGAAUUACACAAAUGCUUAUUAUAACAAGGCUUAAUUUUUUUGUAUUUUAAUAGGUUUUGCUUACAAUGUAAAAGAUAGUUAAAGUAGAAUAAUUGAAAAAAUAUUAUUUAGCUAUAGAAAAUUAUGAUCAAGCAAUUAAACAUUGCAAAACGAAAAAAGGUGAAUUUAGAAAACUAAUUUUGGAAAUCAAUAUUUACAGACAUCAUUAACAUAAAAUUGCAAAGUUUAGACUUCGUCUUAGUAAAUAUUCUCCUAUAAUUUUGUCUUCACUUUUAAUUAAUUUAUUAUUUUUUUCAAUGAUCAAUAAUGCUUAGUUUUUAAUUUUGCAUAUGUAAGCACUAAUAAUCAAUAAAUAAGCUUUUUAACUUAUUUAUGGAGAUUAAAUUUAUUAAAUCAUUGAUUUCUCUUACAAUUGA
Paramecium sonneborni is the source of this 1787-nucleotide messenger RNA. Lineage: Eukaryota; Ciliophora; Oligohymenophorea; Peniculida; Parameciidae. The record is from the annotation of a GenBank genome assembly.